AAUGGCUGCUGAGAAGAUCAUAACAUGCCUUUUCAUUUUAGUUCUAUUUGCUGCAUUCAUCUCCUUUGCCCAAGCCAACCAAGAUUCAAACCAUGAGACAGUUCCUACCGGAAAGGAGCUAGUGAAUGGUGCAAACAAGAACUGGCAAAUUAGAGGGAGAAAAAUGGUGCAAAUGAAGAAGCUGAAGGAUGUGAAAAUGAGAGGGUCGACUGCUACAGAGUCAUCAAGGUGUGGCGGCAAUGGUGAUCAUCAGUCAGGUUUCCUGGAUUUCAAUGUUGACUAUCAUUCACCAAGGCACCAUCCUCCUAAGAAUAACUAAUUAGGCAACAUUUAUAUAUAUAUAUAGUAGUUUUCUUCAACAAAGAAUGU
Molecule: messenger RNA, 369 nt
Organism: Hibiscus syriacus
Lineage: Eukaryota; Viridiplantae; Streptophyta; Magnoliopsida; Malvales; Malvaceae
Product: root meristem growth factor 2
Exons: 3
Coding region: 2-319 (105 amino acids)
Biological process (GO): positive regulation of gene expression; regulation of root meristem growth; positive regulation of cell population proliferation
Molecular function (GO): growth factor activity
Source: RefSeq, a predicted model, not a curated record